CGUAUUGUGAUGGCGUAGUACAGUAAAAUUGACGUGCUGAGCUUUAAACUCGAGGCUUCAGCUGUAGCGGCAUUUGAUUCAGACGAACCGGUGGAGGAGGAGGAGGAAGUUACCGGUGUUGGUGUUGCUCAGCUGGACUCACCUGGACUUAGAGCGGGCAGCGGCUGACAUUUUGGAACAAGUAUGUCUGUUGUCUUCACGCAGCUGCUUCUGCUGCUGUGGAAAAACUUCACCUACCGACGACGACAGACGCUUCAACUGCUGGUGGAGAUCGUCUGGCCACUCUUCAUCUUCUUCAUCCUCAUCUCCGUGCGACUCAAUUACCCGCCCUACGAACAACAUGAGUGUCAUUUUCCCAACAAGGCAAUGCCUUCAGCCGGAACUCUACCGUGGCUUCAGGGAAUCCUCUGCAACGCCAACAAUCCCUGCUUCAGAAACCCAACACCUGGAGAGUCUCCGGGAAUCGUUGGCAACUUUAAUGACUCGAUAAUAUCUCGUCUUUUUUCUGAUGCCAAAAAGAUUUUGCUCUACAGCCAAAAUGACCAGAACCUGGAAAGCUUCAAGGAGCUUGCACGGGCCCUCAAGGCCCUACAGGACAGUCGCUCAGGCUUCAAACUGAAACACGUUCUCAAAGAUGAUGAAACUCUGUCUAGUUUCUUGAUGAAAAACGCAUCAUUGCCUGAAAACAUCGUGCAACAGAUAAAUGAUGGAAACAUCAACCUAGAGAAGGUCUUCCUCCGUGGAUUUGGCGUCCACCUUAGGGACAUGUGUCCCAGGAAUGGAGGAGCGUCCAUGGUAGAAGACUACGUGACAUUCUCGGAUCCUCAGGUGACAGCGUUUGUACAAGAAGUCAUCUGUCGUUCGCCCACCGCCUGGUUAAACCUCGCUGAGGAACACUUCCUCAGUAGCCUGGACUUUCUCAAACCCAUCCAAAGGGAUGUCACCUCUGAUCCAGAGGCUGUGAGACAGGUUGCCAUUGCGACUAACAACCUCCUGGACAGUCUAGGUUUCUUGGCAGUGGAGUUGGCAGGUAUGAAGAGCUGGGUGGCCCUAAGGAACGAGAUCAUCUUCCUGACCCACAACGCCACAUCAUCACCUAGUGCCAUGUACCAGGCAGUGUCUAGGAUUGUUUGUGGUCACCCUGAGGGCGGCGGGCUGCAGAUCAAGUCUCUGAACUGGUACGAAGACAGCAACUACAAAGCACUUUUUGGAAACUACAACAGCAGUGAGGACGAUGCUGCCGCUCACUACGACAAUUCUUCCACACCAUACUGCAACAGUCUUGUCCAAAAUAUGGACUCUAACCCAAUGUCCAGAAUGAUCUGGCAAGCACUGAAGCCACUGCUCAUGGGAAAAAUUUUGUACACACCCCAUACGUCAGCCACACAAAAAAUCAUCCAUGAAAUGAACCGGACCUUCCAGGAGCUGGGUGUGUUCAGGGAUCUUGGAGGAAUGUGGGAAGAGAUGAGACCGAAAGUGUGGGACUUCAUGGAGAACAGUCCACAGAUGGACCUUGUCAGGACCCUACUGAAGAACAACAUCACCGCCAGCUUCUUCCACGCUCAGCUGUCUGAAACAGACUGGACUGUUGCAGAUUUGUCCAACUUCCUGUCGAAGAAGGUGGCUAACCGACGAUCGCCCGGCAGCACUCUCACAUGGAGGGAGGUUUUUAACGAGACUGACCAGGCCAUCAUGAGCAUCUCCCGCUUCAUGGAGUGUGUGAACCUGGACAAACUCCAGCCAGUCUCUACUGAGGAGGUUAUGGUGAACGAGUCCAUGAUAUUGUUGGAGGACAGGAAGUUCUGGGCAGGAAUCGUGUUUUCAGACAUCACCACCAACACCACCGAACUACCAGCCAACAUCAGCUACAAAAUCCGCAUGGACAUUGACAAUGUGGAGAGGACCAAUAAAAUUAAAGACGCGUACUGGGACCCAGGUCCUCGGGCCGAUCCAUUCGAAGACAUGAGGUACAUCUGGGGUGGGUUUGUGUACCUGCAGGACGUCAUUGAGCAUGGCAUCAUCAGAGCCGUGACAGGGACCAAGGAGAAGACUGGUGUCUACAUCCAGCAGAUGCCAUAUCCAUGCUAUGUAGAUGACAUCUUCUUGCGUGUGAUGAGCCGCUCCAUGCCGCUCUUCAUGACUCUGGCAUGGAUGUACUCGGUCGCCAUCAUCCUAAAGAGUGUUGUGUAUGAAAAGGAGGCACGGCUUAAAGAGACUAUGAGGAUCAUGGGUUUGGACAACGGGAUUUUGUGGCUCAGCUGGUUCAUCAGCAGCCUGAUUCCUCUGCUGAUUAGUGCUGGGCUGUUGGUGCUGGUGCUCAAGAAAGGAAACCUGCUGCCCUACAGUGACCCUGGUGUAAUCUUCCUCUUCCUUGCGUCCUACGCUGUAGUGACUAUCAUGCAGUGUUUCCUCCUGAGCACAGCAUUUGCACGAGCGAACCUGGCAGCAGCAUGUGGAGGCAUCAUUUACUUUACACUCUACCUGCCCUAUGUGCUGUGCGUCGCCUGGGAGGAUUACAUUGGCUUCGGCACCAAACUUUUCGCUACUCUCCUGUCUCCAGUGGCUUUUGGGUUUGGCUGUGAGUACUUUGCCCUGUUUGAGGAGCAGGGCGUCGGGAUCCAGUGGCUGAACCUUCUGACUUCCACAGAAGACGGUGGCUUUAACCUCCGCACUGCCAUCAUCAUGAUGUACUUUGACUCCUUUCUGUAUGGUCUCCUCACCUGGUACAUUGAGGCCGUGUUUCCAGGUCAGUAUGGAAUCCCUCGAAUUUGGUAUUUCCCAUUCACCAAGACCUAUUGGUUUGGAGAAAAGGAAGGGAAGUCCAGCAGCAUUCCACUCAACCGGACUGGAAACCAAAGAGCUGUGUGUAUAGAGGAGGAGCCAGCUCACCUGGAGCUCGGUGUUUACAUUGAGAACUUGGUAAAGGUUUACCGCCAUGGGAAAAAGCUUGCAGUGGAUGGACUGACACUGGGCUUCUACGAGGGGCAGAUCACGUCCUUCCUGGGGCACAAUGGAGCAGGAAAAACAACCACGAUGUCAAUCCUCACUGGUCUGUUCCCCCCCACCUCCGGCACUGCCUACAUCAUGGGCAGAGACAUCCGUACAGACCUGACAGCGAUUCGACAGAGUCUUGGAGUCUGUCCGCAACAUAAUGUUCUUUUCAGCAUGCUGACAGUGGAGGAGCACAUCUGGUUUUAUGCACGUCUCAAAGGUUUGUCAGAGGAGCAGGUGAAAGGAGAGAUUGAACAGAUUCUACAGGACACUGGACUGCCACAUAAACGCACAGCCCGGACCAGCACUCUGUCCGGGGGCAUGCAGAGGAAGCUGUCUGUGGCCCUGGCUUUUGUUGGUGGGUCAAAGGUUGUGAUUCUUGAUGAGCCAACAGCUGGUGUUGACCCCUAUGCACGUAGAGGAAUAUGGGAUCUGCUGCUGAAAUAUCGACAGGGGCGCACUAUCAUCUUGUCCACUCACCACAUGGACGAGGCGGACAUCCUUGGUGACAGGAUUGCAAUCAUUUCCCACGGAAAGCUUUGCUGUGUGGGUUCUUCCUUGUACCUGAAGAACCAUUUAGGGACAGGUUAUUAUCUGACACUGGUCAAGAAAGAUCCAGAACCAUCGCUGAGCUCCUGUAGAAACUCUUCCAGCAAUGUAUCCUUCAGCAAAAAGGACGGGGAAUGUGCAUCAGUGAGCAGCAGUGACGCCGGCUUAGGAAGUGAAAAUGAAAGUGAGGCAGCAACCAUCGAUAAUGGACCUGCUGCGACCUUCUGUAACAUCCCUUUUGUUCCACCGGAUGUGUCCCUUAUCUCAAGUCUAAUCUUGCGCCAUGUGCCCACUGCCCGCUUGGUUGAGGACCUGGGCCAUGAGGUGACUUUCGUACUACCAUACCACGCUGCUAAAGAUGGCGCCUUUGUGGAUCUGUUCAAAGUUCUGGAUGUGAAACUUGUGGACCUCGGCAUCUCCAGCUAUGGUGUGUCAGACACCACACUGGAGGAGAUUUUCCUAAAGGUGGCAGAAGAUAACGGAGUGGACACUGAAGUACCCUCAGAUGGAACACUUCCUGUUCGCCGUCGGAGGCGGACUCACGCAUUUGGAGGAGGUGAACCUCAGAGUUGCCUGAGACCAUUAACGGAAGAUGACCGCGAUGAGGGAAACGAUGAGGAUGGUGAUCCUGAGAGUGGAGCAUCUGAUUGGGUGACGUGCACAGAUGGUAAAGGCUCAGCUCAGGUGACAGGGUGGAGUCUGAAGAGGCAUCAAUUUGUGGCUCUGAUGUGGAAACGUUUCCUGUACGCGCGUCGCUCCAGAAAGGGCUUCUUUGCACAGAUUGUUCUCCCGGCUGUGUUUGUCUGCAUCGCUCUUGUCUUCAGUCUUAUUGUCCCACCAUUUGGAAAGUAUCCCAGCCUAGAGCUACAGCCAUGGAUGUACGAAGACCAAGUCUCCUUCAUCAGCAACGACGCUCCCGGUGACGCUACAAUGCAGAGUUUACAAAACGCCCUUCUUGACCCACCAGGCUUUGGAGCACGCUGCAUGGUUGGACAUCCAAUCCAGGAGGCAACAUGUACAAUGGGUGAUGAUGACUGGCUCGUUCCUGAUGUCCCCGAGAGUGUUCAGCAGCUGUUUAGCUCCGAUAACUGGACCAUGGACGACCCAUCACCUGCCUGUGUCUGCAGCUGUCAUGGCAAGAAAAAGAUGCUCCCAGAUUGUCCCGCUGGGGCUGGAGGACUACCUCCACCUGAGAUGAAGCUCAGUGCCACGGACACCCUGCAGAACCUGACAGGAAGAAACAUCUCAGACUACGUGGUCAAGACAUAUGCACAGAUUAUUGGAAAGAGCUUGAAGAACAAGGUCUGGGUGAAUGAGUUCAGGUAUGGCGGUUUCUCAUUGGGUGCGAGGAGCACUCAGGUCCUCCCACCAGCCAAUGAAGUCGAUGAUGCCAUUGAACGAGUCAGGAAGAUCUUUGAGUUACAGAAGGGGGCAGCAGCAGAUCGGUUCCUGGAGAGUUUGUCUGGUUUCAUCAAUGGUUUGGACACAAAGAACAAUGUGAAGGUCUGGUUCAAUAAUAAAGGCUGGCACAGUGUCACAGCCUUCAUUAACGUCAUAAACAAUGGAAUUCUCCGUGCUAACCUGCCUGAAGGUCAGGACCCUGAAUUUUAUGGCAUCAGAGCGUUUAACCACCCCCUGAAUCUGACCAAGGAGCAGCUGUCACAGGUGGCGCUAGUGACAACCUCAGUGGACGUGCUGGUGUCCAUCUGCGUGAUCUUUGCCAUGUCUUUCGUCCCGGCCAGUUUUGUGGUCUUUCUCAUUCAGGAGCGUGUUUCCAAAGCCAAACACAUGCACUUCAUCAGUGGUGUGCAGCCACUGCUCUACUGGGUCACCAACUUCAUCUGGGACAUGUGUAACUACAUUGUGCCUGCAACACUGGUCAUCCUCAUCUUUAUCUGCUUUCAACAAAAAUCCUACGUUUCAUCAAGUAACCUGCCGACACUUGCUCUGCUGCUGCUGCUCUAUGGCUGGUCGAUCACGCCCCUCAUGUACCCCGCUUCUUUCUUCUUCACCGUACCCAGCACAGCAUAUGUUGUUCUAACCAGCGUUAACAUCCUGAUCGGCAUUAACGGCAGCAUCGCCACCUUUGUCAUGGAGUUGUUUGGAAACAAUGAUAUUGGAGGAAUUAACGACAUCCUGAAGAACGUCCUGCUCAUCUUUCCACACUUUUGCUUGGGAAGAGGCUUGAUUGACAUGGUGAAGAACCAGGCCAUGGCAGAUGCCCUCGAAAGAUUUGGUGAGAACAGGUUCCGGUCUCCUCUGGAGUGGGACAUGGUCGGUAAAAACUUGUUCGCCAUGGCAGUGGAAGGCGUCUUCUUCUUCAUCAUCACUGUCCUCAUUCAGUACAGAUUCUUCUUCAAGCCCAGACCGGUCAGUUUAUUGAAUAAGCUCGGUCCACUUGGAGAGGAAGACGAGGAUGUGGCACGAGAGAGACAGAAGAUCGUCCACGGUCUGGGACAAGGAGACAUCCUGGAGCUGCGUCAGCUCACCAAGGUGUUUAAAAGGAAACAGAAGCCAGCUGUAGAUCGACUGUGUGUUGGGAUUCCACCCGGAGAGUGCUUUGGCCUUCUAGGUGUGAAUGGAGCUGGAAAGACAACAACCUUUAAGAUGCUGACUGGAGACACACUGGUGACGAGCGGAGAGGCCUUCUUAGCUGGAAAAAGCAUUCUGAGGGAAAUAGAUGAGGUUCAUCAGAACAUGGGCUACUGCCCACAGUUUGAUGCCAUCAAUGAAUUGCUGACAGGAAGAGAACACCUGGAAUUCUACGCCAUCCUGAGAGGAGUACCAGAGAAUGAAGUUUGCCAGGUGGCAGAAUGGGGAAUAAGAAAGUUGGGUCUCAUCAAAUAUGCUGACAAAGCAGCAGGAAGUUACAGUGGUGGAAACAUGAGGAAGCUGUCGACUGCCAUGUCUCUGAUUGGAGGGCCACCUGUUGUCUUCCUGGACGAGCCCACCACAGGCAUGGACCCCAAAGCUCGUCGUGCUCUCUGGGACUGCAUUCACAGUGUCAUCAAGGAAGGACGCUCAGUUAUCUUAACAUCCCACAGUAUGGAAGAGUGUGAAGCCCUGUGCACCAGGAUGGCCAUCAUGGUGAACGGCAGGUUCCGAUGUUUGGGCAGUGUCCAACAUUUGAAAAACAGGUUCGGUGAUGGUUACACCAUCAUCUUGAGAGUGGCAGGGCCUGACCCUGACUUAGUGCCUGUCAUGAAGUUCAUAGAAAGCGAGCUGCGUGGCAGCACACUGAAGGAACGUCAUCGAAACAUGUUGCAGUACCAGCUGCCCUCAUCGCUCACCUCACUCGCACACAUCUUUGCCACCCUGGCCGAGAACAAAGAGAAGCUGCGCAUCGAGGACUACUCAGUUACGCAAACCACGCUCGACCAGGUGUUCGUAAACUUUGCGAAGGACCAGAGCGACGAUUAUCACUCCAAAGACAAUUCUGUGAAACGAAAAGAAGCAACUGUCGAAAUCCCGCUGCUGAGCAUUAACUCCAGUGCUGCAAAAGAGAGCGGAGACUGACACAGGCUCACGUGAUGCUUUUGGUCAGGAGGCUGGAGAUCCAGCCGGGACUUAAACAAGUGGCGUAGAGGACCGCCCACCUCAACUGCUGUGAUGUCAUACUGAUGUUAAGUGGGCGGAGUCACCUGCUGCCUUAUGCCAGUCAAUGCAAAAUUAUUCUCUGUGGUGAAGCUGUUCUGCUCAUCACAGACACCAACCAGAAUUUUUUAAAGACUUUGGUUGCUUCCACUCAGACAGUUUCUUAAUGGUGGCGACCUUAACGUGUUUUUAUUGUUGACUAACAAUGAAGAAUCUGAAUAAUUUCAAACGUCUGAAGACUUGACUGAAAAAGAAUCAUUUAAAAAAAAAAAAAAAACAUGCUUUUGAUUUUUUUUAUUUAUGUUUGUAAUGUGAAUGUUUUAUUUUGAAAAGCCAAUCAAGAGAAUUGGCGUGUUGAUUGACAGAUUUGUUCAUGUCAGUGUCAAACAGUAAUUGACUUUCAUCAGCUCCUCACACUACAGUAUUGAUUAAUGAUCAGCUGGUCAUUGAUCCUCUCUUGUGUUUUCUUGUGUCAGACCAGCAGGAGGCGAUGCUGACACCAGCAGCACUUUGUUUUUCUUUGCACUGAUGAUGUCAUGAUGAUGUCAUAAAACAGAAUAGUCUGAUGGUAAAAAAAACUGUUACUGACUCUGAACAAGUCUCAUUAAAGAAACCAAAUCUA
Messenger RNA from Cynoglossus semilaevis (tongue sole), 7756 nucleotides. Its product is annotated as ATP-binding cassette sub-family A member 1-like. Gene Ontology annotation, cellular component: membrane; intracellular membrane-bounded organelle. Gene Ontology annotation, molecular function: ATP hydrolysis activity; ABC-type transporter activity; ATP binding. Bases 184 to 7056 code for a protein of 2290 amino acids. The record is from RefSeq and is a predicted model, not a curated record. The transcript has 49 exons. Gene Ontology annotation, biological process: transmembrane transport; lipid transport. Lineage: Eukaryota; Metazoa; Chordata; Actinopteri; Pleuronectiformes; Cynoglossidae.